Messenger RNA from Amphiprion ocellaris (clown anemonefish), 3846 nucleotides. It is a transcript of the gene nrde2, whose product is annotated as NRDE-2, necessary for RNA interference, domain containing. The transcript has 19 exons. Lineage: Eukaryota; Metazoa; Chordata; Actinopteri; Pomacentridae. The record is from RefSeq and is a predicted model, not a curated record. Bases 17 to 3631 code for a protein of 1204 amino acids. Gene Ontology annotation, molecular function: protein binding. Gene Ontology annotation, biological process: negative regulation of RNA catabolic process; regulatory ncRNA-mediated post-transcriptional gene silencing; RNA processing. Gene Ontology annotation, cellular component: catalytic step 2 spliceosome.
GCGUGACGUCAUAUCCAUGCGACUGUUUAUGCGACGCACCGUCAUGGCGCUGUUUCCAGCUUUUGCAGAAGUAGCGGCGAACAAAGUUGAGGAUUCGUCCAAAGAUUUAGAAUGGCUGAGCAAUAAGAGUUUCCAGACUGGGGAUGCCCUCUCUCUUCACAGUCGCUUUUUAAAUGAGACCAGUGAGAAGCUGAACAAGAGAGAUGCAAGUGUUGACAGAGAGUCCAGCUCUGCAGAGGAGGAGGGAGAAGGCAAUGUCCCAGCCAGAAAGAAGAAAAAGAAGAGUGAAAAGAAGAGGAAAAAGAAGAAAAAGCACAAAAAGAAAAGUGGGAGGCGUUCAGGCAGCAGUGGCUCUGACUCUGAAACCAUCUACCCCAGUGAUCUUAAAAAGGAACAAGAGGCAGAGAGGCACCAGGAUGCUAAGCUAGCAAGUCAUUUCACCUGGUUGGAUGACCUGCAGUCGCCCACAGAGCGACCGUUCUGUGUGGACCGUAAACCAGACCCAGCAAACUGGACGUAUAAGUCCCUGUACAGAGGAGACGUAGCCAGGUACAGGAGGAAAGGCAGCUCGUCUUUGGGUCUGGAUUGUCGCAAACAGGAAGUAAGCUGGGAGAAUACAGAGACGAACAAGAAACAGAAAGGUGGGAGCAGCAAGAAAGGAGCAGACAGAUACUUCUCCACUGUCAGUCGGCAACUGCUGAGGUCUGAGCUCCCUGUUCCAGUAUUACCCAUGAUUCCUGAUUGCAGUCAUUCCUGCAUCACCUCCUUCCUCCCACUGGGUGACAAUGGGGGGGAAAACAAAGGACGAGACCCAGGUACAAGAUGUGACAGAGUGCAGCCGUCAUCAGUAAACCCCCUGGGAGUGUAUGACUCCUCCACGGCCCUCUGGCUGCAGGGGAAAGGACAGCAGGACCAGCAGAAGGUAGACACCCAGACAGGGGAGAGCACUGUGCUUUUGGCUGGGAGGACUGAAGAGUUUAACCGACGACUCAGAGAGCAGCCAGCAGACACACAGCUAUGGAUAGAGUUCAUACGAUACCAGGAUGAGCUGAGUGCAGCAGCGUUUGGAGGCGAGGAGGAGCAACAAAUCGGCGAUUCAACCGAGAGUCGGAAAGCUUCCUACAGAGCAGUCCUGGAGAAAAAGCUGAGCAUCGCCGAGCGUGCCGUGGCCACCAACCCCCUCUGUAUAGCUCUGCAGCUCGAGAGGCUCCGGAUCUGCCAAGAGCUCUGGGAGCCCUCAGCUCUGGCUAAAGAAUGGAAGAAACUGGUGUUCCUCCACCCAAACAGCGCCCCCUUGUGGAGAGAGUAUCUGCUGUUCGCUCAGAGCUACUUCAGCAACUUCACUGUGUCAAAAGUGAACUCUGCUUAUGGCAAGUGUCUGAGCACGCUCAGUGCCGUGCGGGACGGCAGCAUGGUCUCUCAUCCAGCUCUGCCAGGAACAGAGGAGGAAAUGUUGGAUAUCUUCACCCAGCAGUGUCAUUUCCUGCGUCAGUCUGGUCACUCGGAGAAGGCGGUUUCUCUGUUUCAGGCCAUGAUCGACUUUACUUUCUACAAACCUGACAGUGUACGAAAACUGUCCACUAAGCAGCAGGUGGAGUUCUUUGAGCCUUUCUGGGACAGCGGGGAGGCAAGAGUUGGAGAGCUGGGGGCCCGAGGCUGGAAAGCCUGGAUGCUCCAACAAGAACGAGGAGGGUGGCUUCAGCCCAGCGCAGAGGAAGAGGAAGAGGAGGAGGAGGACGAGGAAGAGGUGAAGGACAGGAACCAGCCCAGGUGGACGGUGUGGCUGGAUGUGGAGUCGUCUCGUGAGGCAGCCCACUGGUUGCCCUGGAGACCCGACAAAACCAAGGGCCAGUCAGAAGAGGACUGUGAGGAUCCAGACAGACAGGUGCUGUUUGAUGACAUUGGCCCAUCCCUAAUCUGCUUGUCAUCACCAGAGCUCCAGCUUCGUCUUCUUCUCCAUUUCAUGUCAUUCCUGGGUCUGCCUGUAGACUCUGUGCUCUCUGCUGCCCCCUGUCAGCCGGGCUUGCUUCUAGAGAGCCUUUCUCUCCUCACUCAGGGUAAAGAGCUCCAGCACCCUCUGACCUGCUACGACCUACCUGACCCUGGGGUUAACUCUGUAGGUCACAUGACUACUCUUCAGGGACCUAGAAAAUGGAUGGGUCUGGGGAAGCAGGGCGAGAAGUUUGUCACCAACGUGUUCAGUAUGGUCCGGCCUGUCCUUCCCCCCCACCACCAGGCAUUUCUGUCACUCAGCUGGGUCCAGUAUGAGAAAGUCAAGGUCAUGCGCUGUUUGCAGAGCGGCAAUAAAAAGCGUCUUCGCACUCAGGGCAAGACCAGCAAACGAGUUGCAAAGCAGCUGCUCAAAGAACCAGACAAACGCUCGUCACUGGUGCUGUGGCGGGAGUACGCCCAUCUGGAGUGGAUGCUGGACAACCGGGACGAGGCUCGGAAGGUGUUCUCCACAGCCACAGCGAUGGGGGGAACCAAAGGGCUGAGCAGCCCCGCUCUCUGUGAGCUGUGCCUCCUGUGGUCCCAGCUGGAGGUGGAGGAUGAAGCAAGAGAGCGAGGAGGGAAACUAUCUGAUGUAACGGCAUCUCCAGCUGUUAGUGUACUGACCAGGCUAGCAGAAGGAACGUCUUCAUCUUCACAGGCCCUCUCUCCAGUUUCCAUCCUCAAAGCCAGGAGAUCCUAUGAGCAGGCUCUAGCUGCCAGCCUGUCAGCCCUGGACCAAAACCUCCAGCCCAAAGCACCAGCCCAGGAGGACCUUCUAGGAGAGCCGCUGAGGCUGAGAGGUGUGGUCGGCUGCUAUGCUCUGUUCCAGUACCUCACAGUGAGCAUCCAAGCUGCUAACACAGUUUACAGCCAAGCCAGAGAGAGGAUGGAGGAGCUGUACGGCACACUAACACCUGAAAAGCAGCUGAACAGUAACGACGCUGAAGCAAGCCGCUCCACAGCUGAUUCCAGUCACAGCAGCAGACGCUGCGUCAACAGACUUGCUGCUGAGUGUGAGGCGUUAGCGCUACAACAGGCAGCACUGCUGAGGCACCACAACAGCAUCGGUGUGUUUCCACUGGUGACACUGAGACUAACUCUGACCUCGGCCCUCUCAGCGUGGCCCCGCAGCGCUCCUCUCUGGAGCAUAUAUGUACAGGUGGAGAAGCGUUACCAUAGCGCCGGCCGAGCCCGUCGGUUUUUUCACUCCGUAACCAGGGACACCAGCAGUGUGGUGCCACGCCUCUUUGCUAUUGUUGCUGAACAACAAAGGAAGCAGCUGGUGGAUGCUGCUCAGAGGUCUCGUUGCCAUGAUGAUGUCUUGCCCAUCCUGCCAGAGAACGGCCUCAGCAAUCGUAUCCGUGGACUGUUUGAAGGCGCCAUAGCGACAGUGAUGGGCGCUCACUGUCCUUUAGUCUGGAGGAUGUACAUCCACUUCCUGGUGUCAGAAGGAAAAGUGGAUAAAGCCAAAGGGAUCUUCUACAAGGCCUUACAGAAUGUUCCCUGGGCUAAGGGUUUGUAUAUGGACGCCGUGCAGCUGUUCCCCGAGCAUCUGCAGGAGUUUGUGGAUCUGAUGACGGAGAAAGAGCUCAGACUGAGACUGCCUUUGGAAGAACUGGAUAUACUACUUGAAGACUGAAUGCACACACACCCGAUUCAAAAACUUUAGUUUGCUUUACUGGCAACACGCCAACCCACAUGCCGGAACAUUUGAUGGCAAGAACAAGAUAAUACAGGCAGGAAAUAUAGACUCUAUUUGUAUAAAGAUAUUCAGAAUGUUUUCAUUACCAGAGAAAACCACUUCAACUCUGAUUUAGUACCUGAUAUUGUCAAUAAAUUUAAGAUUUAUCUGUG